This is a messenger RNA of Pelagomonas calceolata, 1942 nucleotides long. NCBI's taxonomy places the organism in Eukaryota, Pelagophyceae, Pelagomonadales, Pelagomonadaceae. The record is from the annotation of a GenBank genome assembly.
GGUUCCUUGUUUGGCGCCGCGCGCGGAGCUUGCGUGGCGGCGGCUGAGCUAUUGGCGCGACGGCUGCGCGCUGUCAACGCGCGGCUGGAAACGCCUCCCUGGCUCCGGUGGUGCAGAGAGCUGCCGGUGUGCGGCGGCGCUUUGGCGCGAGGCUGCGCGCUGUGAACGGCUGCGAGCGGUCACUACACGCCUACACGACGGCACGAUAGCGCAAGUCGACGCGCCCGCAUCCCAUGCUUCCUAGUGUCUUACUGACCGCUAGCUCCAUGCCGGCUUUGCAUCCGUGUUUUGCAGGCGUUCAGUUAUCAUUUCAAUCACAGCGCUGGGAGCGCAACGCCCUGCGCUGUCCUUGUUUCGUGGCCAAGCGCUGCAGCCGACGCGCAACCCCUAGGGCGAGCUCCUCCUGAUCCACUCCUUUCCGCAAAGCGCGUGCCGCGCGGAAUCAUCCUAAAAACACGGGAACGGGUGCACAAUGCGCCGCGCCGCGCUGCGUGCCCGCGUCAUAAGGCGCGCCCCGCCCUCGCGAAGCAGAGCAAGCCUCGCCGACCUCCGCGUCCGCGAUUUGAUCAUAGAACGAGGUUUGAGGACGGCGCCGGAGAUUGAUGAAACUCUACCAGUACGAGAAGCUAUUAGGGAACUAAUAGAGCAGCGCUUCACGUCGGCGCUGACCCAUGACGAAGAGGGCACCGUCGCCGGAGUAGUGACAGCAAGAGAUUUAUUAGUAAGGCUCCACGAGAACGGCUGCGACGGAUUAGAAGAUAGAUGCGCGGACUUCGCGACGCCACGCCAGAAAAUCGCCUGGUGCGCGCCGGAAGAUCCGAUCGAGCGGACGCAAGCGUUGAUGCGCACUUUAGGUGUUAGGAAUUUACCGGUGGCCCAGAACGGCGAAGUUUUGGGGAUGCUGACGGCGAAGGACAUUGGGGACUACCUCAUGGAGCUGCGAACCUCAACAAAGACGAAGGAGGCGUUCCUGGAGACGACAGCAGCUCGGCGCGGGCUGCCUAGUGGUUCGAAAACGGUCUCAUCAGAACGGUUGCAGACCAUGGUUUCUGCCUUGGCUGGUGCUUCACAUGCAAUCGAUGACCAUGAAGUGAACCUGACGCAUUGUUGUUUGCCAAAUCCCCUCAAAUUGGAAACAGGCCACUCGGCGCGAAGUAUCUCGGAUUUAAAUGGCGCCGAGCCUACGACAGAUGUGAACCUGUCCGAGGACGCCCACUUUGUCAAGAGGAUCAACAACAUCACGCACGUGGGCGUUUUUGAUGGUGUUGGAAGCUGGCGGAAAUUAGGCGUCGAUCCGAGACUGUAUCCUCGGGCGCUGUCCGAGGCCUGUGAAGCGUCGAUCGACGACCACCCUUCCUUAAGGCCUGAUGAAAUACUAGAACGGGCCUGGCGGCACGUAACGAAGGAAGAAAUCCCCGGGUCUUCUACGGCACUCCUAUUGUCCGUUUCUCGCUCUCAAUUAGCCUACUGUUCGUUAGGAGACUGCGGAGUGGUUGUUCUGAGAAAACCGGACGUGGCCGGCACCGCGGCCCACACGGGAAUAUCGGCGACGCGAGCGCCAUUACUAGUCGCCGCGCAGCAACUAAGGGACUUCAACCUCCCCUACCAGCUCGGCUGGACGAACGAGGGCGGCACGAAGCCCUUCGAGGCGCCUAGUAACGCGAACGUGGGCACUGUUCCGGUUUUUGCCGACGACAUCAUCGUGAUGGCUACCGAUGGAUUAUUUGAUAAUGUGGCUCUGGAGACGGUGGCCGAAGUGUGUGAUCAGUGGGAGCACGAUAAAAGUACGAGUUUGGCGGAGCGUCUCUGCGAGGAAGCGCGAAAACGUUCGUUGGACGACGCGGUCGACUCGCCCUUCGCCCUACUCGCCAAGGAGAACGACGUCAUGUGGGGCGGCGGCAUGCCCGACGACGUCACCGUCGUCUGUCUUGAAGUAUCAUAA